Molecule: messenger RNA, 1204 nt
Organism: Prorocentrum cordatum
Lineage: Eukaryota; Dinophyceae; Prorocentrales; Prorocentraceae
Source: the annotation of a GenBank genome assembly
GAUGACGUCGGGCUCCAAGCUCGCCUCCGCCAUCUCGCUGAGCAAGGACACGGCUCGCUGCCACUGCCCCCCCUUCUCGCACGCGCUGAUCCCAGCGUUGCAGCUGAUGGCGUUCGGCUCCAAGUGCCCCUCCCGGAUCUCGCGGAGCAGCGCCAGGGCCCGCUGCCACUGCCCCCGUUUCUGGCACGCGCUGAUCACAGCGCCGUAGAUAGACGAUGUUGGGCUCCGUCGUCGUCUCCCGCAUCUCGCUCAGCAGCGCCAAAGCCCACUGCCACCGCCCGCUCUUUUCGCAAGCGCUGACCCCAGCGCUGUAGCUGAUGACGGUGAGCUCCAUCCUCGCCUCCCGCAUCUCGCUGAGCAAUGCCAGAGCCCUCUGCCACUGUAAGCCUUUCUCGCACGCGCUGACCCCAGCAUUGUAGAAGAUAUGGUAUUGGGCUCGAGCUUCGCCUCCCGCAUCUCGCUGAGCAGCGCCAAAGCACGCUGCCACUGGUCGCCCUUCUCGCACGCGCUGAUCCCAGCGCUGUAGCUGACUAGGAUGACAGUUGGCUCAAGCUUCGCCUCCCUCAUAUUGCUGAGCAACCACAAAGCUCUCUGCCACUGCUCUCCCUUCUCGCAUGCGCUGAUCCCAGCGCUGUAGAUGACUAGGAUGGCAUUGGGCUCGAGCUUCGCCUUCCGCAUCUCGCUAAGCAGCGCCAAGGCCCACUGCCACUGGUUGCCGUUCUUGCACGCGCUGAUCCCAGCGCUGUAGCUGACUAAUGACGUUGGGCUCCAGCUUCGCCUUCCACAUGUCACUGAGCAGCUCCAGAGCACGCUGCCACUGCCCGCUCUUGUCGCACGCGCUGAUCCCAGCGCUGAAACUGACGACGUCGGGUCCCAGCUUCGCCUCCCACAUCUCGCUGAGCAGCGCCAAAGCCCGCUGCCACUGCCCGCCCGUCUCGCACGCGCUGAUCCCAGCGCUGAAUGAAGGCAUCGGGCUCCAGCUUCGCCUCCCGCAUCUCGCCGAACAACACGAGAGCCCGCUGCCCCUGCUCGCCCUUCCCGCACGCGCUGACCCCAGCGUUUAAAGAAGACGACGUCGGGCUCGAGCCUCGCCCCCCGAGCCCUGCGGAUCAGCGCCAAGGCCUGCUGCCACUGCUCGCCCUUCUCGCACGCACUUAUCCCAGCGCCGUAGGUAGAUGACGGUAGGCUCCAGCUUCGCCUUGCA